UCCAGGGGCUGGGAGCAGUGGCUUCAACUGCGUUCUCCGCCCCCGCAGGAAACGCCGGGGGGCCGCCCUAGCGCGCGGUCUACAAAGCCCAGAGCCGGAGGCGGGAGGGGCUGGGCGCGCCCAGGAGGCCGGGGACCCCCUCGCUCUCAGGCUCCCGCCGGGCUCCCCCAUCAGGCCGCCCCGACCCCAUGCGGACCCCCAGGCCGGAGCUGAGAGCCUGGCGCAACUUGGACCGAAAUCUUGAGGCGGCCUUAGCACGUCAGACAGAGCGGUGCUUUUCUACUGAUGCGCUGCUGCAUCGAAACCACCGCAUCCAAAGGUCCCUUGCAUCAAGACGCCGGGCCUCUGGAGUGGAGGAAACCGAGAUGCGGGAGAAGGAUGCGGCUGGGCCGCCGGGCCGUGUGUGUGCUGGUCCUGCUGCUCGCCUGCGCCUCGCUGGGGCUCCUGUACGCGAGCACCCGGGACGCGACCGGCCUCCGGACACCUCUGGCGCUGUGGGCGCCCCUGCAGGCGCCCCCCAGGCCAGAGCUCCCAGACCUGGCCCCGGAGCCCCGCUAUGCACACAUCCCUGUUAGGAUCAAGGAGCGAGUGGUGGGGCUGCUCUCUAGACACAACUGCAGCUGUGAGCCCAGUGGGGGGAGCCUUCACCUCCCCUUCCAGAGGCAGGUCCAAGCCAUUGACUUCACCAAGGCGUUUGACCCUGAGGAGCUGAGGACUGCCUCUGCCUCGAGGGAGCAGGAGUUUCAGGCCUUCCUUUCAAGGAGCCAGUCCGCUGCUGACCAGCUGCUCAUAGCCCCUGCCAACUCCCCCCUCCAGUACCCCUUGCAGGGUGUGGAGGUGCAGCCGCUCAGGAGCAUCUUGGUGCCAGGGCUGAGCCUGCAGGCAGCUUCUGGUCAGGAGGUAUACCAGGUGAACCUGACUGCCUCCUUGGGCACCUGGGAUGUGGCAGGGGAAGUGACCGGAGUGACUGUCACUGGAGAGGGGCAACCAGAUCUCACCCUCACCAGCCCAGGGCUGGACCGACUCAAUCGGCAGCUGCAACUAGUCACUUACAGCAGCCAAAGCUAUCAGGCAAAUACAGCAGACACAGUCCGGUUUUCCACUGAGGGACAUGAGGCAGCCUUCACCAUUCGCAUAAGACACCCCCCCAACCCUCGGCUGUAUUCACCUGGAUCUCUAUCCCAGGGAGCCCAGUACAACCUCAGUGCUCUGGUCACCAUCGCCACUAAGACCUUCCUUCGUUACAAUCGGCUACGGGCACUCAUUGCCAGCAUCCGCCGCUUCUACCCGACGGUCACCGUGGUCAUCGCUGACGACAGCGACAAGCCUGAGAGCAUUAGCGGACUCCACAUCGAGCACUAUCUCAUGCCUUUCGGCAAGGGUUGGUUUGCAGGCCGAAACCUGGCCAUAUCCCAAGUAACCACCAAGUACGUGCUGUGGGUGGACGACGACUUCAUCUUCACCGCACGGACGCGGCUGGAGAGGCUGGUGGACGUGCUGGAGAGGACAUCGCUGGACCUGGUGGGGGGCGCGGUGCGCGAGAUCUCGGGCUUCGCCACCACCUACCGGCAGCUGCUGAGCGUGGAGUCCGGCGCACCAGGCCGCGGGAACUGCCUCCGGCAAAGGCGCGGCUUCCACCAUGAGUUAGUCGGCUUCCCAGGCUGCGUAGUCACUGACGGUGUGGUCAACUUCUUCCUGGCGCGCACCGAUAAGGUGCGAGAGGUCGGCUUCGACCCACGCCUCAGCCGCGUGGCGCAUUUGGAAUUCUUCCUGGAUGGGCUUGGUUCCCUUCGGGUGGGCUCCUGCUCAGACGUCAUUGUGGAUCAUGCAUCCAAGCUGAAGCUGCCUUGGACAUCAAAGGAUGCUGGGGCAGAGACUUAUGCCCGGUACCGUUAUCCAGGAUCACUGGAUGAAAGUCAAGUGGCCAAACACCGCCUGCUCUUCUUCAAACACCGUCUGCAGUGCAUGACCUCAGAGUGAUGGCCACUCAGAGCCUUCUGUAAGGCUGGGCCUGCCUCCUUGUCCCUACCAGGAAUUUCUAGCAAACCCACCACCCAGUGAACACUGACUCUCCCUGAUGCCCUUCAGAACCUAAUCCCAAAUAGGGGCCUGUCCUGGUGACACUCCUCCUGUUCAAGUACCCAGGGACAGGAUAGAGCCAUAACUUGUCCCAUAGCCAGUGCCAAGUGCUCCCCCAACCCCCUUCUCAUGGGGCAGGAAGUGGGGGAGGUCACUUUCCAAGUGCCAAAGAGCCCAUGGGGACUCUUAGAACCUAAAGUGGAGACACUCCCAUCUCCUAGGGACUGAGGGGAUGGGAAAACCCCCAACAUGUAUUCCCAGGUCUGUGCUGCUGUUCCUCAUCCCUGGAUCCAGGACUCUGUGCACUGGCUCCAGCCCCAUCCCCAUAGAGAGAGCCAGGGACUAUGGAGCUGGGGUCACAGCUGAACACACAAGUGAAAGCUGUUUUCAGUUGUGUCUCUGUGGUGCUGUGGGCAUAGAGGUCAGUGAACCAAGGGUCCAUGUGUGGAUGCCCAAACUCACUUCAAGACUCCCAGAGGCUCUCAGCUUCAUUUUAUUAGUUACAUUAGGGAAGAGACCUCCUCAUGCACACAUUGUUGGGAUCCUCCACCCUCCAAUUGACCAGGUCAGACCCACACUGUGCAAGGCUUUGGACCAGUGGGCUCCUGGAAAAAGGAGGGAACAUGUCAGGGAUAGACCAGGUACCCCCUCACCCUAUAUUUGGCAGUCUUCUGAGGGCCACACACCCCUCAUUGGGAGCUUAGUUCCUCCUUUCUUCACCCAUAACUAGACUACUUCUUAAGUUGACUAAUCAUUUCGUCCCAACCCCUUCCUCCUCAGCUUCUUCCUCAGUCCCCUAACCAAAUCCCUCUGCCUGGAUCUUCAUCCACUGAUUCAUACUUCACUGGCUUUAGCCCAGCACCUCCUGGAUCCCACUGCCUUUGCUGCUGUCCCUCACCAGUCUCUCCAGGGCAUGAACAGCUGCAUCCUGGACACUCACAAACAGCUGCUCUGGGGUCACUCCAUCCAGGAGCCCUGCCUGGGUCAGUGUCCCCAGCACUGAGGCUGUGUGGAGAGAGGGGCCAGGCUCUUAGGUCUUAAGUGAACACAGUGUACUCUUAGCUCCCCCAAGUGUCCAGCCAUCUCCCAGGUUGCAGAGCCCUCCAGCCUCCACACUUCUCACCAUUACACUGAGCCAGGAGAAGGUGGAUCCCAGCAUCUCGGCAACGGCUGGCCAGCUGCAGAGGUUGGGCAGGGGUUAAUGCUAGAGCAGAGAAUAUGCUUCAAAUGACAAGGGGCUUUUCUCCUCCACCUAUGCUCUCCCUCACCUGUACCGCUUCUCUGGCCCCAGCGGCAUCUGCAAAGGUGACCCCGCUGCAGUCUAGGACCACCACUCUGACAGGCUCAGCAACUAGGAUGGGAGAAGGCACAGUACCCAGAUGCUUCUAUGGGUCAUGCCCAAACCUGCCUCCUGUCAUCCCAUCUCACCUGCAUCAGAUGGGCCAUCUGUCUUUGGGGUCUCCUGUGAAUAGAGAAGGGGACUCAACACCUCUGAGACAUAAGCCUGAACAUAUACCCCUUGAGCACAGUGGUCCCCCUCAGAAGACCCACCUGCCUCCCAUUCCCAGAGAAGUCACACUUCCCUUUGACCAAGUCUCACCCUGCCUCCUUCUCCAAGCCCCAGAUGCUGCAGGAGGGUGCGGCGAAACUGCCCACAGGUCCCAAAGUACAGUGGUGUUGGAUAGCUCAGGAUGCAGAGCCCUGGGACCUGGAGGAGCUAAGGGGUCAGAGGGUUAGAGAAACAUCUGCAUCUAAUCUUCUCUUCCUUCUUUGGUAUAAUCCACCCACCUUAUGGCUCUCUCUGAGUGGCCUGUAGAGCUCAGUCCCCUCAGCAAGUCCAAGUGCCAGGCACUGAACCCUGGGCAGGAAACUGGGGUCAGAUUUCCAGCCUGGACUGGCUGGAGAGUCACCCCAAGCACUCUGUUCUCUCCCCUCCCGUAUCCCAACUCCUCUCAUCUCUGCUCCCACCUCUGGGUGCGGCAGACCACUGUCAUCAUGGAGAAGACCACACCUACAGCCAGGCCGAGGUCCACACUCAGAAUCACUACCGCCACCCACGUGACCAUCCACACAGCCUGCAGGAUAUGGAUGGGAGUGAAAUGCCCAGAAGAAAUUCCAGGCCACUACUGCCAGAGAAAGGGGCCCAGGGGCAGUGACUGACAGGGCAAGUGAUGGGGAGGGAUAGCCCAGGAGAAGAUAGAAAGAAUGCAGACUGGGGGACAGGACUGACCCAACAGGGGAUAGACACCAAAUGCAAUGACCCCAGAACUUGUACCAGCUGUGGAGUUACAAAAACUCAGGCCUGAGGGGUUCAAACCUCACCUUUCACCUUGUCUCUGAGUAAAGGGACUAGGAGGUAUGCAUGUUGGGGUUGGGGGGACUGCAUAACUUAAGACAAUAGGCUUUGAUCCUGGGCAGAGGCUGGGGAUCCAGGGAAAUGGGAGGGGGCACUCUGGGGUGAGGCUGCCAUUUCUCACAAAGUCCACACGGCUGAUGCGCCAUAGUUGUGGAAGUUCCUGCAUCUGGAAGAACAUCUGGCGCAUGCUGGAGAUGUUGAUGCAGGCCAGGACAGCCUUGGGGGAGAGGAGGUGAGCUGACCACCCCAAUGUCCUGGCAUGUAGCCAUCCCUGCCAGCCACCCCACACCUCGUCCCCUCUGCUCCUCACCUUGGGUAGAUAGUGGAAGAAGGGCCCCAGCCACAGCAACACAGACAAAACAACUAUGCAGGAGAAGAGGCCUGCCAGCUAGAGAAAAGAUGGACGGGAGCAAAGAAGUGAGAGAACCUCACCCACCCUGUGUGAGAGUUGCUCUCCCUGCCCAUUCUGCCUCUGCCUCACCUUCCUUGGAUGUCUCCCUCCUCCGAAAUCUUCUCCCACACAGACAUUCCUCACCCUUCAACUCCCCUCUUGAUAUUCUGUCGCUUAUACCUACCUUUCCCCUUCCCCCAAAUAAAUGCCUAUCAUUCACAGGUCUCUCCCUA
Molecule: messenger RNA, 5059 nt
Organism: Manis pentadactyla (Chinese pangolin)
Lineage: Eukaryota; Metazoa; Chordata; Mammalia; Pholidota; Manidae
Gene: B4GALNT1
Product: beta-1,4-N-acetyl-galactosaminyltransferase 1
Exons: 12
Coding region: 286-1980 (564 amino acids)
Biological process (GO): ganglioside biosynthetic process
Cellular component (GO): Golgi membrane
Molecular function (GO): hexosyltransferase activity
Source: RefSeq, a predicted model, not a curated record